AUGUCUGCAGGUGCCAUGCAGCCCCGCCGUGUCGCCCUGGCAGCGGGACUCGCCGCUGCAGCAACAGCUCCGCUGUUCGUUGCCCCGUCUGCGGGUCGUGCUGCAGAGCCAUCAGCCGCACUGCGAGGUGCAGUCCGCACUCCCACCGCAUCGCAGGCCGCAUCCAGUGUGGUGGCCAGCGUUGGUGCAGUGGGUGCCAUUGCCGUGCUUGGGGCUGCCGCAGCAGGCGCCAAAGCAUCUAGCCGGAAGACGCGGGUGGUCCAGGUCGGUCGUCAGUCUGUGGAGACUUUCCAGCAGGGUGCCAUGAACUACCCUGCAUCUUAUGAGAAGAUCGCGGACGUCAACAACAAGGACAAGGAUGCUGACAUCAUCUGCACCAUUGGCCCCAAGUCUUGGGAUCCCGAGGUUCUGGUGGAGCUUAUGAAGGCAGGAAUGACCGUCAUUCGCUGCAACAUGUCCCACGGUGACCACGAGGAGCAGAGCAUGAAGCUGGCCAACCUCGAGAAGGCCUACGAGUUGGCGCCCGAGUUCAAGGGCAAGAUGAAGAUCCUGAUGGACACCCGUGGUCCUGAGAUUCGCACAGGCACGUUCGAGGUCUACAACUCCAAGAAGGAGUUGAAAGCCGGGCAGGACUUCAAGCUUGUCACUGACUAUGAGCUGAAGGGUGAUGAGAGCAUGGUGGCCAUCACCUACGAGCAGCUGCCCAAGAGCGUCAAGCCCGGCCAGCGAAUUUUGAUCCAGGACGGUACCGUCAUCCUCGAGGUCACUGAAGCCAAGGACACGGAGGUCAUCUGCAAGGUUGUCAACAACUGUAAGUUGGGCGAGAAGAAGAACGUUAACGUGCCAGGCGUGAAGGUGGACAUCCCGGUCGUUGGCGAGAGAGAGGUGAAGGACAUUGCAGAGUGGGCCGUGCCAAACGACGCGGACUACAUCGCCCUCAGCUUCGUCCAGAGCGGCGAUGAUGUGAAGGAGUGCCGAAAGCACUUCGGUGGUAAGGACAUCAAGGUGAUCUCCAAGAUUGAGAACGUGGAAGGCUUGAAGAACUUCGAAGAGAUCCUGGAAGAGUCGGAUGGCAUCAUGGUGGCCCGUGGUGACCUUGGCAUGGAAAUCCCCAUGGAGAAGGUUUGGAUGGCGCAGAAGAUGAUGAUCAAGAAGACCAAGGCCGCUGGCAAGUACGCCGUUUGCGCCACGGAGAUGCUGGCAUCCAUGGAGGACAAGCCGUUCCCGACCCGCGCAGAGGCCUGCGACGUGGCCAACGCCAUCCUGGACGGGGCUGAUGCUGUCAUGCUCAGCAGCGAGAGCGCCAUGGGAAAGUUCCCCGUCGAGACGGUGAACACCAUGAGGAGGAUCGUUGAGGAGGCCGAGCAUGCUCUGAUCUCCGAGAUGUUGGCCGCGUGA
This is a messenger RNA of Symbiodinium pilosum, 1398 nucleotides long. NCBI's taxonomy places the organism in Eukaryota, Dinophyceae, Suessiales, Symbiodiniaceae. The record is from the annotation of a GenBank genome assembly.